CUCUCUGUCUAUUUCUACCCACGCAUGUCGCAUUCUUAUAUAUAGAGGCACGGUUCUUCAAGAGGAAAAAGCCACCUACUACUACUGCAACUGCUCUUUAAGCUUCCGCUUUUGCUCUUUGUUUCUCUCUGAAGAAAGGUUUUUUUGUAUGGCCGCCAAUUCGAAGAGUACUCAAGGGAUCGCCAGCUUGGGAAAGCGAGUUUUCACCGAGAUCUGGACCGGUAACUACUCAGCAUCUCGCUCUGCUCCUGCUCUCACUGCGGCCAGGAGCGCAAUACACACAUCCGUUUACGACAAGAACAUUGAUGAUCAGGUUCGGCCAAGUGUGGUCCCAGACGAUGUGAUUCAGCAGCAUUCCAAUAAAUAUUGGGCACCACAUCCACAAACUGGUGUCUUUGGGCCUGCCACCGACUCUCACUUGGCGGCAGGCGGAGAGGGUGGCUUCUCUACCUCAACUGCUAAAAACUCAGUUUUGGAGGAAACGGCCUGGUUCCGCCCCACUAGCCUUGAGGACUUAGAGAAGCCGAACCACGCAUGAGCCUACAUAUAUUAAGCAUAAUAGUCUAUGAAUAAAUGCUACCAAUACUAAAAGGUUAUUAAUGUUGAUAGUGUAAACUGUGGAGUGUUGUGAAAGUAGCUAUAUGCAAACUUACAUAUUCUGUAGUGACCUUUAUGUACUUAUGGUUUUGGAUUAUGUAAUCACCGUAUUAUGUAAUAAAAUACAUGGAUCAGUUUGU
Molecule: messenger RNA, 737 nt
Organism: Manihot esculenta (cassava)
Lineage: Eukaryota; Viridiplantae; Streptophyta; Magnoliopsida; Malpighiales; Euphorbiaceae
Product: late embryogenesis abundant protein At5g17165
Exons: 2
Coding region: 149-538 (129 amino acids)
Source: RefSeq, a predicted model, not a curated record